Molecule: messenger RNA, 3279 nt
Organism: Galendromus occidentalis (western predatory mite)
Lineage: Eukaryota; Metazoa; Arthropoda; Arachnida; Mesostigmata; Phytoseiidae
Exons: 1
Biological process (GO): DNA integration
Molecular function (GO): nucleic acid binding; zinc ion binding
Source: RefSeq, a predicted model, not a curated record
AUGAGUGACAAGAAACUGCGCGAGGCUGUUCUAGUGAAAUGUGCAACCCUCCGGAAUUUGACUGAGGUCGCAGUUGAAGCCCAAAUCUUAUAUUCGAUUCGUCAAGAGCCGAUAUCAUCGUCGAAUAUUCAUAAAGUGAGCAACCAAUCCGUGAGAAGUUUUCAAAGACGGAAACCCUUUCAUGGGAACCUGAAUGGAAAACAGCACUUCAGAGCUCCGGAAGCCAAGAAGCCAACGUGCUACAGGUGUGGGAACUCAUCCCAUCUCGCUCCCGAGUGCCAUCAUAGGAACUCGCGGUGCUCGCUCUGCAACAAGAUAGGCCAUUUGCGAGUCGCCUGUAGGGGCACGCCGAAGAAAAUCAAUUUCUUAAGAGAGGAAACGUUCCAUGCGAUCGACUCUCGUUCGGGUAGAGCGCCAGUGAACAUCACGUUGCAGAUCGAGGGAUACCCGGUUACCAUGGAAGUCGACACCGGCACCGCUCUGUCUACGAUAUCGCUGAAUAAUUUCAACAAACUCUUCAAGAACAGUCGACUUCUCCCGAACGAUGUCCGCCUCCGACCUGCUGACGGUGAUUCUAUCGAGCCCAUCGGUUACGCAGAGCUCGAUGUGAAGUACCAGAACGUAGGGAAGAAGCUUCGUCUCUAUGUAAUAGAUCGUCAGCAUUUUCCGUCGCUCGUUGGACGCGAAUGGCUGGCAGCUCUUCCUGUGCGGUGGCACGAGCUAUUCAACUCGAAUGGGUGGAAUCUCAGCGGCUCAGAGAGUUCGGGUUCGCCUUCGCACCAUAUGGCAAGUAAGAAAGUGCAUCAUAUCAAGGAACAGAAUAUGGAGAAUGCAGCGAAAAAUUUGCUGCAGAAGUACAAGAAUCUAACGAAGCCGGGCCUCGGAUGCAUACCGAGCACCGAGGCGAAACUUGAAUUAAUGUCAGAUAACCCGAAGCCGAUCUUCGUACGUGCACGCCCAAUCGCUCACGCAAUUACCGAUAUGACCGAGAAAGAGCUCGAGUUCCUGGAAGAGAAUGGAGUCAUCGAGAAGCUAAAUGCAAGCGAGUGGGCGCAUCCGCUUGUCGUCGUACCUCGCGCGAAAGGAAAGAAAGUCCGAUUGUGUGGGGAUUUCAAGAGCGGCAUUAAUCGUUUCAUCAAGACCGACGAACAUCCUCUCAAGAAUAUCCGUCAUGCCUUGGAUAACAUCGGUAACGGAGUGAAGUUUUCGAAGCUCGACAUCCUGUCCGCCUUCCUCCACAUGCCAGUAAGAGAAUCGGAUCGCAAGUAUCUCGUAGUGAAUACUCAUCGAGGACUAUAUCAAUUUAACCGAAUGUCCAAUGGACUCUGUAGCGCGCCGGCCAUCUGGCAAAGGUUCAUCGAAGGGGUACUCGCAGGCAUAAAUGGAGUUGAGUGCGUGAUGGACGACAUCAUCGUCACAGGCAAGACAGAUCAGGAGCAUCUCGAACGUUUGGAAGAGGUUCUUUCUCGACUGAACGAUCAGGACAUACGUCUGAACGUCGAGAAAUGCCAGUUCUUCCAGGAAUCGGUAACCUAUUGUGGGUUCGUCCUGAAGCAUCAGCAAAUCCACAAAUGCGAUGACAAAGUUCAAGCAAUAAAAGAAGCCCCUUCGCCGAAAACAGUCGGUGAGUUGAAGGCCUUCCUGGGACUUAUUCAGUUCUACGCCGGUUUCGCACCUCGACUUGCAGACUUGGCAAACCCCAUGUAUCGACUGCUGAAAGCCGAUGCCAGCUUCAUUUGGUCGAAGGAAAUGUCCGAGUCCUUCGCAGCCGUGAAGCGAGAGUUAUGUUCGGACAGGGUUAUCGUUCCUUUCGAUCCGAAGAAGCCCGUGCUCCUGGCAACGGACGCAUCUCCGACUGGGAUAUCAGCUGUUUUGUCGCAUCGAUUCCCUGACGGGUCGGAACGGCCCAUUGCAUACUACUCAAGAGCAUUGACCGACACGGAAAGGAAGUACUCCCAAAUCGACAAGGAAGCAUUGGGAAUCAGAACGGGAGUCGAGAAAUUCUUCUACUAUGUCUUCGGUCGAAAAUUCACUCUCAUAUCCGACUCUCGACCUCUGGUGCAGAUUUUCUCACCCCAAAGAUCGCUUCCACCGCUUUCGGCAACUCGGAUGCAGCAUUAUGCGAUCUACUUGAUGGGCUUUACGUUCGACAUAAUCUACCGCCGCACCGACAAGCAUCAAAAUGCUGAUGCAUUAUCAAGACUACCGGCGAACAGCAAAGACUUUCACACAGAGGACGGCAUCGAAAGUUUUCUAGUGAAUCAACUUCAAGAGGUUCCCUUGAAUUUCAAGGCGAUUGCAAAGGAGAGCGGAAGAUGCAAAGAACUUCGUCCGCUCUUCAGUGAUCUAAGGCGGCAGGUGAAUAGUUACAUGUCGCCCCGAUAUUUUGGAAUCGACUCUUGCGAGUUUUCGCUAUAUGAGGACGCAAUCAUCCUCCGAGGUCAUCGGGUGGUAGUCCCGAAAACUUGCCGAAAAAACAUCCUCGUUGAGCUACACGAAGGACACUACGGCGAACGUAAGAUGAAGGAGCUCGCACGACGAUAUGUUUGGUGGCCGGACAUCGAUAAAGAUAUCAAGAACGUCGUUCUGUCUUGUAAUGCAUGCCUUGAACACGCUAGGAAUCCACCUAAGGAGAUUUUACAUGCAUGGCACCCAUGCCAAACCCCUUUCGAGCGCAUACAUUUGGAUUACGCGGGACCAAUCGACGGAAAAUACGUCCUGCUCAUCGUAGACGCUUACAGCAAGUGGCUCGAAGCGUUCAUUACGCAAGGGAAAACGAGUAAAGAAACGUUGAGGCACAUUCGCGAGACGGUUUCCCGGUUCGGCUUACCUAAAGUAAUGGUAACCGACAACGACCCAACAUUUGCCUCCGAUCUCAUGAGGAACUUCUGUGAAAAUAACGGAAUUCGACUCAUGCAUUCACCUGCUUAUCAUCCUGCUUCGAAUGGACAAGCAGAACGAUUCGUCGCAACCUUAAAAAACGCCUUGAAGAAACUCUCGACGGAGGGAGGAGAUAUCCAUACUAAUUUGUGUCGGUUUUUGUUUCGACAAAGGAUGGUGUCCAGCUCCACCGGAGAGAGCCCUUCAUCGCGCAUGAUCGGAAGGGAGUUGCGCUCCAGAUUGGACUUGUUACAGGAGGUUCCCCGAAUUUCCGACAGGGCCGACGAGAAGGCGAAGUUCAGGGUUGGUGAUCCGGUCAUCGUCCGCGACUAUAGAUCUCGGAAGCCGAAAUGGAUCGCGGGCAAGGUCGUGAAGAAUCAUGGGACAAGGAUAUGUCGG